AUGUCGCAGAAAAAUGUUUAUAAGUGGUACAAAGACUUCAAAGAGGGUCGAGAACGUGUUGAUGACUUGGAGCACUCCGGACGACCAUCGACGUCAACAGAUGAACAACACGUCAAUAAAGUCAAGGAGUUAGUGCUCAAAAAUCGUCGGUUGAUUGUUAAAGAUCUUACUGAUAUGAUAGAAAUAUCAGAAGGAUCUGUGAAAACCAUUUUGAAAGAUCAUUUGGGGCUACGAAAAGUGAAAUCUCGUUUGGUACCGAAAACUCUCAAUUACUGCACUCGUUCUUCGUGA
Molecule: messenger RNA, 291 nt
Organism: Anastrepha obliqua
Lineage: Eukaryota; Metazoa; Arthropoda; Insecta; Diptera; Tephritidae
Product: protein GVQW3-like
Exons: 2
Coding region: 1-291 (96 amino acids)
Source: RefSeq, a predicted model, not a curated record